Lathyrus oleraceus (garden pea) is the source of this 826-nucleotide messenger RNA. RefSeq names its product myb family transcription factor MOF1. The transcript has 6 exons. The record is from RefSeq and is a predicted model, not a curated record. Lineage: Eukaryota; Viridiplantae; Streptophyta; Magnoliopsida; Fabales; Fabaceae. Gene Ontology annotation, molecular function: DNA-binding transcription factor activity; DNA binding. The coding region runs from base 47 to 673 and encodes 208 amino acids.
UAAAAAGACAGAAAUAACACCACUUUCCAUUCCCUCAUCUCAAACUAUGUCUUCAUCUUCAUCUUCUCCUCUUAGCGGAGUUGUUGAUAACAAUAACUCUUCAAACCCGUCCGAGAUGAGUCUAAAAGCACCUAUGGUGAGACCUUAUAGUCGAUCGAAAAUGCCCCGACUUCGUUGGACACCAUAUCUUCAUCGUUGCUUUCUGCAUGCAGUUCACAAGCUUGAAAAAGAAGAAAGAGGGACUACACCAAAGUUAAUUUUACAACUAAUGAAUGUUAAGGGACUUACUAUAUCUCAUGUGAAAAGCCACCUUCAGAUGUAUAGGAGCAUGAGACAUGAGGAAAUGAGUCAAGAAGCAAAGAAGAAUGUUAUGGCAGCAAAUUUAUUAGCUUCCAGAAUGAUCUCAUCCUCAUCUCUUGUUCCAAGAUUCCUCCAAACUCUUGAGAACGGUUAUGAACAAGAGUCUUACAAUGGAAAUCAAGGUAAUAAAUCAGUUGUAAUUUGUAACAGCGAUGAACAGAAGAAGCACACUUACAUCAUCUUCGACGGUAUUCUCAGCACUGUCCAUGCAAACAAAAGGGACCAACGAGGAUUCAAAGAAAUAACCGCUAGAGGAAAGGAAGUGAGUGAAAGAGAGACAGAUGAUUUGUGUCUUGAGCUCACUCUCACUUGAAAUCAAGCUUCAUGCAUCUCUUUCUAUGUUUAUAUAUUGAUCAUAUAGAACUUUAAUGUAAAAGGUGCAUAACUUGGGAAUAGUUUAUAGAUACAACUUAGAAACAUGACCAUAUAUGUACUAUUUUUUGCUUGCAAUCUGGGGUUUUGUUGA